Messenger RNA from Cuscuta europaea, 1330 nucleotides. The record is from the annotation of a GenBank genome assembly. NCBI's taxonomy places the organism in Eukaryota, Viridiplantae, Streptophyta, Magnoliopsida, Solanales, Convolvulaceae.
AUUAGUCGCCAAUUUUCUGGCGGGCCCAAGUUCGAGUGACCUUUUUCCUGGGUGGAAAGGAAGUUCCAGAAGCCAGAGAAAAUGGAAACUUUCAUGAUUUCAUCAUCAUCAUCAUCAUCGGUUCUUCAUUCUUCAGCCCGAGAGACUCCAUUGAUUUUCCCUCUUUUGAGCAAAGGCAAACCAAGGUUUGCACCUAUCACUGUCAGGGUCUCAAGUCAAUCUUCCAAAUCCAACAUGAUGCAUUCUGAAUUGACUGAGAGUGAAGCUGGGAAAUCCCUUUCAAGCAAAGAGAGUUCUUCCAAUAGAAAAAUGGAGGAAUAUAACAUAGCCAUGAAGAGGAUGAUGAGGAAUCCCUAUGAGUAUCACCAUGAUCUAGGUAUGAACUAUACAUUGAUAACUGAAAAUCUCAUCGUUGGUUCUCAACCUCAGAAAGUUGAAGACAUAGACCACUUGAGGGAGGAACAGAAUGUGGCAUAUAUACUAAACUUGCAGCAGGACAGGGAUAUCGAGUACUGGGGAGUAGAUCUCCCCUCCAUAGUACAAAGAUGUGAAGAACUUGGAAUUCGUCACAUGAGAUGCCCAGCCAAAGAUUUUGAUCCAGAUUCCUUAAGGAACAUCUUGCCUAAGGCUGUUUCGUUAUUGGAAUGUGCCAUUUCUGAAGAGACAGGAAGAGUUUAUGUGCAUUGCACAGCUGGAUUGGGGCGGGCUCCUGCUGUUGCAAUUGCAUACAUGUUCUGGUUUUGUGACAUGGAUCUAAAUAGAGCAUACCAGACUCUCACUUCAAAGAGGCCCUGUGGGCCUAACAAAAGAGCGGUACGUGGGGCCACAUAUGAUUUGGCUAAAAAUGACUCUUGGAAAGAACCCUUUGAGAAUCUUCCUGACCACGCCUUUGAGGGUGUAGCUGACUGGGAAAGGACAUUGAUUCAAGAUCGUGUUCGUGCUCUCCGAUAUUCUUGAGGAAAAUAUAUAUUUCAAGAAUUUAUCGAAACGAAACAACAAUUCGGGUGAUGGGUGAACGACGGGAAUUGAAGCCGCGCAUAAUGGUCUUGGAUUGAGAACAGGAAUUUAACUCAAUGAAAUUGAUCCUUUUUUUAUCUUUGUUAGCUCCAAUUUCAUAUAUUCAUUCAUGUUAGCCGACCAUAAACUCUUUUGGAACGAAAGGCUUUGAUGUUAUUGUUGUAUGCAUUUGUUGAAUUUUUUUAGGAUCACGGAUUACCCUUCUACUAUCGCCCCUACAACGCUAUAUCUUUAUGUACACAAAUUUUCAAUUUCUUAUUCAUCAUUUCUAAAAAAGAUGACACCUCAUCUAUGAGGGCAUCCGAAGAUCGAC